AGUGAACCUCUUGAAUCAAAUGAUUUCGAACAAAAAUAAAGUGAUUUUGAAUUUGAAUCAAAAGAUUCUGAACUUGAGUCUAGUGAAUCUGAGUAAUGUUAAAACCAUCAAAACGUGUUUACUUUCAAGUGAUCAGCCAUAGAACAUAGUAUUACUCUUACAGUGUUAUACCCGUUACCAUCAUUAAAUGUCCCAUUGAAUAUCUUUAUUAGUUCUAAGUUCUUUAAUGAUAAUAAUAAGGUGUGUGCAAGAAAUUUUCAAUAUUUUACCUGAAUAUAGAAAUAAGAUAAACCAUGGCGUAGGCCAACCUUCAUACUUUCGUUUUUUACUGUAUCAUUUAUAUAGUAAUAGUAUGUCUUAAUUACUUUGUAAAAUAGUUUUAACUUUGUACUGUGGUGCACAUGUAACUGAAAUUACAAAAUGUGUAAAUAUAUUUGUAAUUAGCUUAUAUUCUCAUUUUUAUUUCAGACAGAAGAAUGACAUAAUUCUUCCUUAAUUUCCUGCCAUUUUCGUCAGAAGGUCCCUGACUUGAUUUAAGAUGAUCGAAUUGGACGAGUUUCCCCAUGAAAUCCUCCGAACCCCCCAGCCUCUUAUCGGGUUCUAUGGACUAGAUCUGAAUCAAGCCUCAAAUAGGAAGGUCUGGGACGUGUUUACCAGCAACAGAGGGUUGGAUAGACAUUCUCUCCACUUCGUAAAUAUCUCAGGAACUAGCGGUUCAGAUUUUCCACCAAUUAAACCAAAGAAAGCGAACUAUGAAUGGUAUGUUCCAAAAGGAUUGUUAAAAAAAAACUGGAUUAACAAACACCAAAAUGUUAUCUCUUCCGUUGUUGUCCUGUUCUUUGAACUGAAUUGGCAGGACCCGGAGAUAAAAGAGAAGUCCCGGAUAUGCGGGGAGAAGGUUGAGCAAAUGAGAACUGCGCUUCAGGGACGCGGAACCAAGAUCUCCGUUGUUCUCAUGCAGGAGGAGAGUAGUCGCGGAGAGAAUGAUUCCGUGACGAGUUUCUGUGCCCACUGUGAGAUAUCUCCGAGAUCUUUGUUUGUAAUGGGAGUCAAGGAUCAACUACUCCCUUCUGUAAUUCGACUUGAAGCUGUACUACAUGAGCUCAGUCAGAACUACUACCACCUGGAGAUCAAGAAUGUCCGUGGACACAAGGACGGGUUGAACAAAGCCAGUCAUAUGGUUCUACUGAUAAGGCACAUGUUCAAGUUGGGAUACUUAAACGAGAUGAAGAAUGAUCUACACUCUGCACAGAAAGCGUAUCAAACUGCGUACGCACUGAUAUUAGAAUCUAAACUAAAUGAUUUUAACGUUGUUGAGUAUAAAACUGUUGCUGGUUACAUAAACUAUAAGAUAUGCAGACUUGGUUUCAAGCUAAAUCUUCCUCGGGAUGCUAUUGCUCAAUUUCGGAAGCAUCUUGACAACUUUAAAUCAAAAACCGGUGUUCCUGAGUUGGGUUGGGAACACUCAGCCUGGCAAUCUGCUCAGGCAGCAAUGUUUGCAAACCUGUUCCUUGACGCGCACAGGAACGGUCAACUCGCUAUUCAAACCCAGCACCCAGGAAUAUAUUUCCAGCUAGCGGCAGACUAUGCUGUCUCUAGACGUAAACUAGCCGAGGAGCAAUGUAACCAGUUUACAUCCUAUCCUGAACCUGAUCCUCUCCUGGAUUAUACUGAGUUCUACGGGCAGCGCCCCUGGAGACCUGGUAAGAUUGAACCUGUGGAUAUGCAACGUGAGAAGGAAGGUAUUGAAGCGCUUCAGUAUAUAGAGAGAACUAAAACCAAACACAGUCAACUUAUUUUAAAACUCCAGGAGGCCGCUGUUCAGCAGUUUCUAGCAUUUAACUCACCCAGGAUGAAAAACCAGGUUCAGGUUCAGAUGGCGGAGGAGUUGAUGAUCGAUCAGAAGUAUGAAGAUGCACUUAAGGUUCUCCUAGAGUGCGCGGAAGGAUAUAGGAACGAAGGUUGGUUGUAUCUCUGCACUGCUACACUUCUCAAGGCAAUCAAGUGUGCGUUCUUAACGAUAAACCUGGAGACUUAUAUUCAACUUUGUUUAGACCUUACUAGCGUUGAGUCGGAAUGUUCUCUUACUGAUAAACUAAGGAUAGAGCAGAACCUGUUCCUAGUAAUGGAUCUUAAACCUCCUCUACCAGAACCAAGUCUGACCGGGAAAAGUGAACGAGCUUCCGUUGGUCAGGCGGCCAAGUUGUGGAAGGAUAAACUAGAAUCUAUAGGAGAGAUUUGUGUUACUAUCCCAAUGGUCAACUCAUCAAUAAAUAUAAUUCCGAAUUUACCGCAAAGCUCUAAAAUAGGAGAUAGUAUUAAUCUUACUCUGGAUGUAAGAAACAGUACCAACAACCAUGUUGUUGUUUGUUCUCUGAGCUGUAAGUUUAAUCUCACUGGGUUCGAUGAACAAUGUACUAUCUCGGAGCCUAAAUCUGUUGAUGCCAACUCCCAGAUCCAAGUUUCUCUAAAGCUCGAUACAAAAUCUAAACAUUAUGGAGAACUUCUGUGUGUUAAAAGUAUCAGGUUUAAACUGGAGAACUUUGAUAAAAUAUUGUUCACGAAAGAGCUCGAAGGCACUAAACUCUAUAAUAUCGGAUGUAAGCUGGGUCCCAGGGACUCAAAUAUCGAAGUUGAGUGCGUUGGAGAACCUGUUGUUCUGAUUGGAGAAUGGUUCAACUUCAAGCUCAAGUUGGAAAACAAGGAAGAAUCAACUGCUAAAGAUAUUGAGGUUUUUUGCUGGUUGCGAGACGGAGGUGAUCCUCUGAUAUCCGAUACAACCUACUUGAGUACUUUUCCUGGAUUCCCAGCAUCUCCAACUACCCCAGGUGGAUCUCAACCACUGGAGACGAUGAAAUCCUCUGUAAAACUAUCGUCUUUGCCUUCCAACGAAACCGAUCAUAUUAGUUUCUUUAUCCGACCGUCUACUCUGGGUAUGAGAGCUAUAUCCUGUGAGCUCCGGUACACAAUCGAGCUGGAUGGAGAACCCUGUGUGUGUUCCUGUUGUAAAGUUUUCCAGCUCGAGGUUUCUCCUCCGUUUUCAUUUAAUUUCUCUCUGUUGAACCAGCUACUGGAGGAAACCAAACAAGUUGUGGCCGACGAAUCCUUUUUAAUUGUUUGCGAGGUUUCCUGUAUUUCUCCGCAUACGCUGGUAGUUACUGGAUCUAGGAUGGAUUGCAGAGCACCUCUCAAGAUUGAGAAUCCGACUCAUUCUCUUGAAGGAAGUGAGCUCUGUGAUAAUUUUAAACUAGAGCAAGGAUUUCCAGCCUUAGUUCCUGAUAAAGAUCUUUUCUUGCAACUAGAGUCCGAAACUAUCAAUUUGGGAAGAUUUUAUCUUUUUUGGAGAAGAAAAUUUUCUGAUAUCGUGAACGAAACAGUUUUUGAUCUGCAAAGUGUUAAGGUUUCCCGGAGCUUUUUAGCUCUCAAAUUCACUCUUCCUUCGUUCGGAAUCCUAAGAACUCCAGCGGAGGUGCUAUACAUGCUGGAGAACAAGACCGGAGAAGUUCAGGAGUAUUCCUUGACUAUGGAUCCGUCCGACUCCUUCAUGUUCUCUGGUCCUAAGCAGCUCCGAGUCAAGAUAUUUCCCAAGGAUAUUUGCAAAGUCCGGUGUCUACUUUAUCCUCUCAUCACGGGGAAUUUGUUCCUACCCAAGCUUCGGAUAGUUCCGCUAGGUAGUGGAGGAGUUAUUUCCCUGGAUAGAUGCGGGAUUGUUGAUGAGAUAAUCUCCCGAACCCUCCCUCUUCAACUCCUAGUUCUUCCCCUUGAUAAACCUAGUGAAAAUCAAUCCAAUAAUGUAAGAAAUUUUGAACUAAAGGAACCCACUGUGAUCCCUAACCUGCCUUUCGUUGUUCAUGGAAAGAAAACUGCGAAGGCUUGAAAUAUCAUCCAUGACUAGUCGUUUGUAAUUCCAUUCAUUAUUAAUUAUUAAUAUAUUAUAUAAAUAUCUGCAUUUA
Messenger RNA from Eurytemora carolleeae, 3953 nucleotides. RefSeq names its product trafficking protein particle complex subunit 11 (gene gry). The record is from RefSeq and is a predicted model, not a curated record. Gene Ontology annotation, cellular component: cytoplasm. The transcript has 6 exons. NCBI's taxonomy places the organism in Eukaryota, Metazoa, Arthropoda, Copepoda, Calanoida, Temoridae. Bases 539 to 3877 code for a protein of 1112 amino acids.